AUGUCACAUCAGCAGCAACAGCCACCGCCGCCGCCACAGCCGCAUCAACUCUGGCAUCCAUGGCAGCAGCAGCAGCAGCAGCAACAGACACCAAAACCCCCACAGCCAUCACCCCCCCCCCCCCGCGACGCGAUUCGUCGAAGAGGGCGAAAAAAGGGGGAACCUGAGAAUUCUCCUCCACCACCCCCGCCGCAACUACCGACACUGCAUCCACAAACUGCGGGACCAUCCAAUCAAUAUGGAGGCGUUGGCAGCCAAGGUAGUAGUUACAGCCCUAGUGGUAGUGGUAGUGACGAACCGUCAGAUAUUCCGGGGAAUAUUGCACCCGAGAAUUUUGAAGAAGUCGAGACGGCGUUUCACGGACGUUUAAAAACAUACAGAUUACGCGACGAAGCACCCUCUCGGCUUACUAUCCCGGAGUUUCUGACUCAAUUGUUUGAGGAUCUUGUAAAGCUUAUGCACCGCAUAUUGGAACACGUGACAGCCGUCAAGACCAACCUGUGGUUGGAUUGCGAAUUCACGAACGUUCACGACCAAACGUGUCAACGCGCCUUUAAGACCAAGAAUGUCGCCGUUCUCCGGUCCACCGACAUAGACGAACUGUGCAGUAAUUUGUUUCAAAAGUUGGUGGACGAAAAGGAGGUGUGCGAAAGGACGGGCUCGGGAUGGACCUUCACUUUACUAUUAUCAUUCAAAACCUCAGCCAACUUUCUUAUACUCUCACUAGACAUUUGA
Macrosteles quadrilineatus (aster leafhopper) is the source of this 735-nucleotide messenger RNA. RefSeq lists its product as uncharacterized. Bases 1 to 735 code for a protein of 244 amino acids. The record is from RefSeq and is a predicted model, not a curated record. The transcript is spliced from 2 exons. Lineage: Eukaryota; Metazoa; Arthropoda; Insecta; Hemiptera; Cicadellidae.